UGCUUUCCUUAAUCUCUCUCUCUCUCUCUCUCUCUCUCUCUCUCUCUCUACAAUUCAAAAUUCCACAGCGCCAUCUGAUAUCAAUUCUCAUCUCAUCUCACCACACUUGUUCAAAUUCCUUCUUUAACUCUGCACUCUACUUCGAGAUACAGAGACAGAGGGCGCAAUGUCAAACUAGAUUCAUUCAAGAAGAGAGUGAAGAAUCAACCAAGCCUUGAAAUUUAAAGAAUACAGUACAAGAAGAAGAAGGUUAGAGUUCAUGUUUUGGUUCAAGAUUUUUGUCGCAGAUUCGUAGUUUAAUUCCAUCCGAAGAGAAGAUUUCAAGAUCUCGCGUUGCCGGAGUUCUUCUCCUCGACAGGAUGUUGAGGGAUUUCAAAUUCCUGCGACGCAAUUCCGGGAAGAGCAGCAAUGCGGAGGAGGCGGAGAACGUGCCGAUAAACCCUAGCGAUUCUUCGACUCCCUACAUAGCCACAGAUCCCUCCCGCCCCCCCUUGAAUGCAAUUCAAGAGCCGUCUCGAAUCCCUAGAGCAAUUCCAGAACCUUCCAAGAAAGUAGAUCCAGCUCCUCUUGUUAAGCCCAAGCGGAAGUACUCAGAUACUUCGAUGGGGCUCCGAACUCCGGAGAAGCAAGGAAUUUCGAAAAACCGAUUCAGUUGGGGUCACAGGACUGAGUAUCCGCCGGCUAAUGCUGCUGCUGCGGAUGCCAAGGAGGAAGGAAGAGUAGCUUCAGUCACCAACACUCCAACUUCCAACAGAAUGGGGAGCAGAGCUAAUCAGGCUUAUUCUGAGUGCAAUUCGACGCAAAGCACGCCGUCGAAGAGUGUAAACAAGCCCCCGAAUCCAGGACUUUGUUUAGCUAGUGGUUCCAGAACUGUUCCCAGUGGAGGUGGUUCUCGGAUGCCUAACUAUGCCGCACUCUCUAAAGGAGCUUCCAGCUCUGGUAAUCCCUCCAUUGUUGUCAAUACUGUUGAGGUUCCGUAUUUCGAACUCAAGGAAGAUCCAUCGUUCUGGUUAGAACACAAUGUGCAAGUCUUGAUUCGAAUUCGACCUCUGAAUAACAUGGAGAAAAGCAGUUUUGGAUAUAAUAGGUGCUUGAAGCAGGAGAGUCCACACAGUCUCACUUGGAUUGGGCAUCCGGAGACCCGGUUUAUGUUUGAUCAUGUAGCGUGUGAAGCUAUAGACCAGGAUACACUUUUUAGGAUGGUUGGUUUGCCCAUGGUGGAGAAUUGCUUGUCUGGAUAUAAUAGCUGUAUGUUUGCCUAUGGUCAGACCGGUAGUGGGAAGACAUACACAAUGCUUGGUGAGAUUGAAGAGCUGGAAGUGAAACCCAGUUCGAAUCGUGGGAUGACCCCUCGCAUAUUUGAGUUCUUGUUUGCAAGGAUUAGAGCGGAAGAGGAAAGCCGAAGAGAUGAGCGGCUGAAGUACUAUUGCAAAUGCUCUUUUCUGGAGAUCUAUAACGAACAAAUUACUGAUCUUCUUGAACCUUCAGCCACAAAUUUGAUGUUGCGGGAGGACAUGCAAAAGGGUGUGUAUGUUGAAGAUCUGUCAGAAUUCGAGGUUCACUCAGUGGGGGAUAUUGUCCAGCUCCUAACUCAGGGUUCCUCGAAUAGGAAAGUUGCUGCAACAAAUAUGAACAGAGAAAGCAGCCGUUCGCACAGCGUUUUUACAUGUGUAAUCGAAAGUAGGUGGGAGAAGGAUUCCACCACUAACUUCCGCUUUGCCAGGCUCAACCUUGUUGACCUUGCUGGCUCUGAAAGGCAAAAAACUUCGGGUGCUGAGGGGGAACGCCUGAAAGAAGCUGCAAAUAUUAAUAAAUCUUUGUCGACUCUAGGCCAUGUAAUCAUGGUCUUGGUGGAUGUAGCAAAUGGAAAACCAAGGCAUGUUCCUUACAGAGAUUCAAGGCUGACAUUUCUGCUUCAGGAUUCUCUGGGUGGAAACUCGAAGACAGUGAUAGUAGCUAACAUCAGCCCAUCUAUCUGUUCUGCAGCAGAAACAUUGAACACUUUGAAGUUUGCUCAACGUGCGAAACUGAUUCAGAACAAUGCUGUCAUUAAUGAAGAUUCUUCUGGAGAUAUUGUUGCAUUAAAACGUCAGAUACAACUGUUGAAGGAGGAGCUUUCUGCCAUCAAACGAGAAAAGGUAUUCCGAUCACUGUCAUUUGAACGACCUGCGAUUACAGACACAAGAAACAAAGGCUUUGACGAUUGCAAUGAAAGAACAUUUGAAGAGGAUCAACCCCUUGUGUUUGGAAAAGAACAUCAUGGAGUUGUCAGAGUGUCCAGUAAACAGUUAAAGUCAUUGGAAACAACCGUUGCUGGCUCCUUGCGGAGAGAGCAGAUGGCAGAAUCUACAAUUAAACAACUUGAAGCUGAAAUUGAGCACUUGAAUCGUCUGGUUAGUCAGAGAGAGGAGGACACCAGGUGCACAAAAAUGAUGCUGAAGUUUAGAGAAGACAAAAUUCAGAGAAUGGAGGCUGUACUUGGUGGUACGAUGUCAGCAGAUGCUUAUUUGCUGAAAGAAAAUAGUGCACUUACAGAAGAGAUUGAGCUCUUGAGAGCAAGAAUUGAGAAGAAUCCUGAAGUGACACGCUUUGCCCUUGAAAACAUCAGGCUUUUAGAGCAAGUCCGGAGGUUUCAAGAUAUGUAUGAUGAUGGGGAAAGAGACUUGUUGCUGAAUGAAAUAUCGGAAUUGCGAAAACAGCUUAUUGUCGUCCUCGAUGGAAAUUCAAAGCAUCCUCCUAAUCAGCACGAGGCAAAGGGGAGUCGUUCAAAUCAUGAAGAAUUCCACAAUAGUUCAUUUCAUAAGGAGCAGUUGACGAAAGCUCUUUCUGAGUUAGAGGAGAGUAAGAACAAAUUAAGUUGUUGUCUGGAAGACAAUGCAAAGCUCAGGCGGGAAUUAAAGGAGCUGCGCGAUGCCUCGUUAAGUGCUGUUGCAUCUGCAAAUCAGGAUCAUGAUUGCAGUGCAGAAGUUAUAAAGGAGUCUAUAGUGGAAGUUCCCUCUUUCAGUAAUCCAGAAAAAAUGGCUAUCCCACAGGAGGACAGAGGAGCAGCAUAUGGAGAUCAUAAGACCAAAAAUCUCCCAAAGCAUGCAGAAGAGAUCAUGGAUUUACAGCUGGAGCUCGAUAUCCUCAAAGUUAUUCUUCAGGAAGAGAAGACAUAUCGUGCUGAAGCUGAGGAAAUGGUGAAUUCUGUUAACAGGGAACUUCAGUUGUCCAAAGAAAAGAUUAUGGAUAUAACCAAACAGCAUGAGAAAGUCCAGGAAGAGCUCAGAAACACAAAGCUGAUUUUUGAGGCUCUUGAGUCUCAACAUAUUCAAGCAAUUAAUGAAAUAGAAGAUCUCAAGAACUCCAAAGAUCGAUUUGAAGGAUUGCUGAACGAGAAGGAGCUGGAAAUUUCGAAGCUAAAGGAGCAAAGCGAUCUCUCUUUAUGUAGAACUUUGGCGAGUCAGGACUCUCCUUUGGAAGCAAAGUUGAAGAAGAUGCACGAUUCUCUUGAAAAAGCCAAGAAACUGAACAAGCAGUAUCAAGAUGAACUUGUCUUGCAAGUAUCAGCUGAUGAAGAAUUGGAGGAAGCUCGCAGACAGGUCGAGGCUGAAACUGCACAGGUCAUUGUUUGCUUGCAGGAAGAGCUCUCUGCUCUUCAGCAGGAAGUUCUCGAUAGUAACAUGAAGGAGACAGGCACAAGAGACAGGUUGACGCAAGUGGAAACUCAAAUGACUGUAAUGGAGGAAAGUUUACGUGCAAGAACUGAAGAAAAUGCAGAGCUAGCUGCAAUUCUUGAAGAGAAAGAUAGGGAGUUAAAGAAGAUGAUGGAAGAAUGUGAUUCGAUAGCCACUGAAAUUGAAGCUAUUCUCACUGGCGGGCAUGAGGCUGUUGAAGAUACUGCAGACCAAACUGAUGCCGGUUCUGAUUCAGCUACUCACAAUCAAUGCCGGAUAUCUGAACCAUUUGAAAGGAUGAGAAAGUAUGUUUUCGAAAAGGAGGUAUUGAUAGAAGAACUGAAUCGAUGCCUGAAGGAUGCAGUAGAUGGGAAGAAUGAUAUGGAGUGCAUGCUGAGGUCUUUGAGAGGGGCGGCUUUGGCCAUGACUGAGACACACCAACUGGAGUGCACAGAAAAGGAGAAUGAAAUCAUCCUUUUAAAGUCUGAGUUAGAUGACAAGAUAUCCACCAUUAAAGAACUUCAGUGCUUAAAUCAGCAUGGACAGGAUGAACUCAAAAAGGCAUCAACUUGUGCUACAGCAGCUUUUGUGAUUGUGAACCGAUUGUGGGAGUUGAAUGCUACCAAUCAGGGAUCUUUGCAUGAUAAGGAAGUUCAGAUUCAUGAGUUAAGUGAAAUUAUUAUGGAUAAAGAUACAACUCUCCAGAAUCAGGCUCCGAUGAUUGAAGAAGUAAAUAAGAAGAUUGAUUCUCUCCAAAUGAAACUAGCAGCAUCGGAGGAAUAUUGCACUAAAUUAAGAAUGGAGUUGGCUGAGGAGCACGAACAAUUUGAAAAGAAUGAGGAGAGCAACAUACUAGAAGCCAAAGAAAGACUGAAGGAGUUGCAUUCUGGAGUCUCAACAUUGAAGUCUUUCAUGGCGGCCGAGCAUGCAAAACAGCAUGGUGAUUUUGAGACAUGUGUCUCUACCAAUGACGAGCGCGAAUUAGGGACAGGUAGCAAACCAGCAAAAGACUUAAAUGAGACAGCCUCGUGGAGGAGCAUUGGGGAUGUGAAAAUGAAAGACUCGAUUAAAAAUGAUAUCAAUUCGGUAUCUGAGAGUACCACCAUCGAGGGUGCUAAUGGUAGAGAUGCUGAUAUAAUUCUUUUGAAGAAAGAGAUUGAAUGUGCUCUCGGGAGCUUGCAAUUCUUGCAAGCUGAGACGACUACUCUACAAGCGGAGAAAGAAGAGAUCUUGGCAUCCGAGAAAUGCAGUCGCCAGGGCAUCAGGUCCUUGAUCAAGCAGGCAGUUUUUCUCCAAGAUUCCAUGGUUAAUUUUGAACGUACAUUGGAGCUCAAAGUCAAUGCUAUGGAUGUCAAGAUGAACAAACUUGAAGAAAUAGUUCAAGAAUCUUUAGAUUCCUGGUCUCAUCAAACAGAGCUCCUUGAAGAUGAACUUGAUGCUGCUAAAGUGGUGGCUUCCCAGAAAAUCAUCGAAGCAUCGUGUGUCUUUGAGAAAUUUGAGGAAGCUCAAGACACAAUGAAGGAAGCAGACAUUAUGGUUAACGAAUUGCUAAAAGCUAACGAAGACUUGAAGCUUAGCAUUCAGGAAUUGAAAGCAAAAGAAAAAAACUUGACUCGUGAGAGAGAACAACUUGCAAAAGAAGUUGAAAGCUUGAAGCUCUCAAGUGAAUUGAACGAGCAGAAUUACGUGAAGCUGGAGAAGCAGUACGACACCGAUCUUGUCUCCAUGAAGAGCAUGCUGUCAGAACUAGAAGAUGUUCUGUCGGAGUUCCAGAUCACUUCUUGCGAAGAAUGGAAGUCUAUUUCAUCUGAUUUCCUAAGUGUAAAGUCCCACGUUCAUAAUUCAACCGCGUCGAUCAAGGCCAUGCUCGAAGAGAUCUGGUCGGAGAUUAUUGUCAAGGAUUGCGCCGUGUCCGUCUUACAUCUCUGUCACAUGGGAAUUCUCUUGGAAACUGCAAAUGGAUUGAAUGCAGAAAAUGGUCUUCUCCACCAUGGAUUAUGUGAGUCAAGCUCAGUUAUUUCCGAACUCCAGGGUCACAAUUCGAGAACAUGCAAAGAGCUUGAGAUGUGCAGAGCUCUUAAGGGGAAGCUAUUAGCUGAUAUCAUGAAAGGUUUCAAUCAAAUCUCAAGUAAAGUCGAUGAAGACGGCGAGAUGACCCUCAAGCUCACCUCUUUCGAAAAGAAGGUGCAAGAUUUAUGUGUUCUUGAAGAGGCAAUGCUGCAAAGGUCCAACGACAUGGGAUCUGAGCUCUCUGCGCUAAUGAAGGAGCUCGAUAUCAGUAACAAGAAUGCAAUAGCAUCUAUACUGGAUCAAGAGAGACUCCUGGAGCAGAAAGACGAAUUGCUGCAGUUGCAGGAAGAGAAUUUUGCCGUCGAAUCAUCUGCUAAAGAUUUCGAAUUGUUAGUCCUUUCGAGUGAACUCAGGCAGAAGUCUCUUCUGAAAUGUGAUUUAGAGAAUUCCUACAUUGCCACUUUCGAAAGCUUAAAACAGGAUACAGUUUUCAAGAGCAUAGAAGCUGAUUCCAUGGAGUUGAUAUUGCUUGACAAGGAAUCUGAUCUUCGAACUUCUCAUGAGAAAAUGCACUGCUUGCAGAAUAAUGCGUGUCUGCAGGAAAAAGAGUUAUGCAAGCUCCGAGCCGAGCUGGAAAAGAAAGACGAAGAGCUCGAAAGACUAAGUUGCAUUGAGAAGGAGAAUGGAGCACUUCAGGAUCGUCUGAACGACAGCAUGAUAGAGUGUCCUAGACUGAGAGAGAACAUUUCAGUAUUGGAGAAUAGCAUUGCCAAGUUAGAAGAGGAUCUAAACUUGGCGAGCGUUAAAAUCGAAUCGCUCGAGCAUUCUCGCGCUGUUGUCGAAGACGGUUUGUGCUCAACGACGCAGGAUCUACAACGGAAACUGGAUGAUAUGAAUUCUUUGAAGGAGGAAAAUAUGUUACUGAGGAAACAACUUGGAGCUCAUCAGGUACAUGAGUAUGAACACCUCAAUGCACUAAACUCGAAGCUUUCGAGGAAUGUUGAUUUAGUCGAAAAUGCUGACGUUGCAAGCUGCAACACAGUUAAUCUGAUUAAGGAAAAAAUCACUGAGGUCGAUAAUAAGUUUCAGAAGAUCGUCAAUGAAAUGGGGAUAACUGAUGAGAUCUUGGAGCAGUUCGAACACCUAGGGAGUCUUGCUAUGCAGUUGGAAUCUGAAGUUUCGUCUCUUCGGAUGGAGUUGUCGAGAAAGGAUGAAGUUCUUAAAGGAUUGUUAUUCGAUUUGAGUCUGCUGCAAGAGUCUGCAUCGAAUAGUAAAGAUCAGAAAGACGAGAUGGAAGAAUUGACAGUGUCUUUAAGAGCAUUAGAAAAAGAUUUCGAAUUGAAGUCGGUGGAAUUGGAAAAUGCCGUUGCUGAUUGUCGAGCACUCGAAGCUAAGCUCCAUGAACAGGAAGAAAGGGCGGCUUCUCUCGAAUCAUAUCGUGGAAAAGAUCACGAGACGAUAGAUUCACUAACCAGGAAGCAUGCUGAGCUUUUAGCUGCUGCAGAAGAAGCCGCAGAUGCAAGGGAUUCCACGGCGAAGGAAUUGGACGAAAUGACGAUCAAAACGAAGAACUUAGAGGCCGAGCUUUGUAAAAUGGAAAAUGCUCUUGCUCGAAUGAACGCAAUGACUGAAUCACUGCAGAGCAAACUGGAUGCAGUUGCCUCUCAGAGGGAUGAAUUGGAUGGUGAAGUUCUUGCUUUGUCGGAGGAGCUCGAGAUCGUACGAGCUCGAGCUGAAGAGAACGAAUCACUUGUGGUAGAAGCUCAAGAGGCGGCGGAAUUUCAGAAAGUCUCAGCUGAAGAAAAAGAGGAGGAAGUGAAACUAUUAGAACGGUCCAUCGAAGAGCUCGAAUGUACCAUAAACGUACUCGAACAAAAGGUCGACAUUGUCAAAGGAGACGCAGAAAGACAACGAUUGCAGAGAGAGGAACUCGAGUUGGAGCUUCUUAACGUCAAAGAACAAAUGCAGAGCGUCGAAAACAACGAUUCUGAGAUGAAACGAAUUCUCGACGAAAAAGAGCGAAACUUGCAAGAAUCACUUCAACGCGUACAGCUUCUCGAGAAGGAAAUAGCUGCAAGAGAUCUCGAGAUGUCACAAUGUAAAGCUCAUAUUUGCGAACUAAAUUUGCACGCUGAAGCUCAGGCUAACGAAUACAAGCAAAAGUUCAAGGCAUUGGAAACUAUGUUAGAGCAAGUCAAAUACGAAGCUCCUGCCGCAACUUCAUCGUCAAACAAGUUGGAAAGGAACGGUUCGAAUUCGAAGCCUAGAGGCUCAGGAUCGCCCUUCAAAUGCAUUGGGUUGGGAUUAGCGCAGCAAAUUAAAUCCGAGAAGGACGAAGAACUCACCGCUGGCAGGCAACGGAUCGAGGAGCUCGAGGUUCUCGCAUGCAGCCGGCAAAAAGAGAUAUUCACUCUCAAGGCCCGAUUGGCUGCCACCGAAAGCAUGACACACGACGUGAUUCGGGAUUUGCUUGGCGUAAAACUGAACAUGAAGAACUACGCUAACAUGAUUGACAAUCAGCAGCUGCAGUCAUUAGUCGAAGGGAAUAAACAGCUCAACAUCGAAGACGAAGUAAAGCAACAGGAAAUCGCGAAUCUGAAGCUGCAAAUAAACGAGUUUGUUAAGGAGAAGAACGGAUGGUUAGAAGAAAUCGAGAGAAAACAAAGUGAACUAAUGGCUGCACACGUCGCGCUCGAAAGACUUCGCCACCAAGAUAAACUACUCGCGACGGAAAAUGAAAUGUUAAAGGUCGAGAACGCCAAUCACAAGAAGAGAGUGAUGGAGCUCGAGAUCGAAGUCAAGAAACUCUGCGGCCAACAGAAUAUCCAACAACGAAUCCAUCAUCACGCGAAAAUAAAGGAAGAAAAUAAUUCAUUGAGGCGUCAAAACGAGGAUCUAAGCAUUAAGCUACGUAAAACCGAGGCCAUUCUUGGUCGAGUCAAGGAUGAGCUGGCUCAGUUCCGCGCAGCGAAUGGCCGGAAUCCUUGCAUUGAUUUCGACGGGGAGCAGCAGUUGGACGAGAAGUUGAAGGAAACCGAAGAGGAGCGGCUGCAGUUAGCUCAAAAGCUACUCGGCCUUUGUACUAACGUACUAAAGGCUGCUGGCAUUACAAAACCGGCUGCGACGAUGUCUGAUAUAAGUCCGGCCAUGGCUGAGGAAGCGCUCGAACACCUCAAGAAUAAGGUUGUCGCUUUAGAAAUGGAACUUGAAGACGUCAAGCUUAAGAAUAGGAUAUCGGAGGAAAGAAUCAGAUUGUCUGAGCUGAGGCCGCAAACUUCUUUGUUGUCGCCAGAAAUGAGCUCAAGAGGAGAUGACGGCGACGGCGAUCACCGGAGUCUUGGUCGACCGUCGCAAGCAUUUCUCUCUGAGCUGGAUCGAUGAAAAUGAUCGCUGAUCUGUUGUAGACACAUAUAUAUAUAUAUAUAUAUUUGUGUAUGUACAGAUGAAGAACAACCUACACAACAAUGUUCGUUGUAUGUAUAAAUGAUUUUUUUGACAAUGCAAGAGAAGUUCAUCAUCUUCGCCCACACGUUGUAAUGAAAAAUUCUGUAUUGGUUGUGUUGCUGAUUGAUUGGCUAGCACGUGCUAUAUCAUCAGUAU
This is a messenger RNA of Andrographis paniculata, 9266 nucleotides long. RefSeq names its product kinesin-like protein KIN-12D. Gene Ontology annotation, molecular function: ATP binding; microtubule motor activity; microtubule binding. The record is from RefSeq and is a predicted model, not a curated record. NCBI's taxonomy places the organism in Eukaryota, Viridiplantae, Streptophyta, Magnoliopsida, Lamiales, Acanthaceae. The transcript has 36 exons. Gene Ontology annotation, biological process: microtubule-based movement. Bases 360 to 9047 code for a protein of 2895 amino acids.